Mauremys mutica (yellowpond turtle) is the source of this 1383-nucleotide messenger RNA. It is a transcript of the gene CCKBR, whose product is annotated as cholecystokinin B receptor. The record is from RefSeq and is a predicted model, not a curated record. Lineage: Eukaryota; Metazoa; Chordata; Testudines; Geoemydidae. Gene Ontology annotation, biological process: phospholipase C-activating G protein-coupled receptor signaling pathway. Gene Ontology annotation, molecular function: cholecystokinin receptor activity; gastrin receptor activity. Gene Ontology annotation, cellular component: plasma membrane.
GGAGCCGAGCGGAGGCGGCGGCGGGUCCGGAGGAAGCGAGCGAGCGGGGGAGGCCGCCGCCGCGAGGCGCCGGGGAUGGGCGCGGCCGGAGCCCUGGACCCGCGGCGCCCGAACGAGACGCUGCAGCGGCUGCUGUGCGGGGGGGGCCCCGGCAACGCCUCGGGCUGGAACCGGAGUCUCUGCGACCUGCUGCGAAGCCCGCCCGGGCCCCCCCCCGCAGACCUGGAGUUCACGGUGCGGGUCCUGCUCUAUGCGCUGAUCUUCCUGCUCAGCGUCUUUGGGAACUCGCUGAUCAUCGUGGUGCUGGUGCUGAAUCGCCGCCUGCGCACGGUCACCAACUCCUUCCUGCUCUCGCUGGCGCUGAGCGACCUGCUGCUGGCGCUGUGCUGCAUGCCCUUCACCCUCGUGCCCAACCUCAUGGGCACCUUCGUCUUCGGCCCCGCCGUCUGCAAGCUCGUGGCCUAUCUCAUGAGCAUCUCCGUCAGCGUCUCCACCUUCAGCCUGGUGGCGAUCGCCAUUGAGCGGUACAGCGCCAUCUGCAACCCGCUGCAGUCCCGCGUGUGGCAGACCCGCUCCCACGCCUACCGGGUCAUCGCCAGCACCUGGCUGCUGUCCCUGCUGCUCAUGCUGCCCUACGCCAUCUUCAGCACCACCGUGCCCGCCCGGCCCGGCCUCGCCCAGUGCCAGCACCGCUGGCCCAGCCAGCCCUUCAAACAGGCCUGGUACAUCCUGCUGCUCCUCAUCCUCUUCUUCAUCCCCGGCACGGUGAUGGCCGUGGCCUACGGACUCAUCUCCCGCGAGCUCUGCCGCGGCAUCCGCUUCGAGAUGGACUUCAAGAGAGAAGCCACCAGUCUCCAGCACGGCAGCACGGAGCCCCUGGCACCGGGGGUGGAGGACGACGGCUGCUACGUGCAGCUGGCCAGGCCGGGGGGGGCGCUGGAGCUGAGCUUGCUGGGCCGGGCGGGCGUGGGGCAGCCGGACCGCGCCCGCGUUAACAGCUCGCAGGCCAUGCUGCUGGCCAAGAAGCGGGUGAUCCGCAUGCUGAUCGUCAUCGUGGUGAUGUUCUUCCUCUGCUGGCUCCCCAUCUUCUCUGCCAACACCUGGCGCGCCUUCGCCCCGGCCUCGGCCCAGCGGGCGCUCUCGGGCGCCCCCAUCUCCUUCAUCCACCUGCUGUCCUACACCUCGGCCUGCACCAACCCGCUCAUCUACUGCUUCAUGAACCGGCGGUUCCGCUCCGCCUUCGCCGCCACCUUCGCCCGCUGCCGCCCCCGGCGCCCGCCCCGGCCCCGCCACGACGACAUGCCCGCCACGGGCGCCUCCCUCUCCAAGAUCAGCUACACCACCGUCAGCAGCCUGGGCCCCCCCUAGGGACCCCCCUAGCAC